AUGCCGGCGUGCGCUGGAGAGAGAUACAAACCCAGCGCCUACGUACCCGUGGCAACAGCGGCAUGUCUCCUGGUGGGGUCCUCAACUUUAUUUUUUGUGUUCACGGGUCCAUGGCUGACGGAGAGGGUGGGUCUGGCUGCUCCGGUAUGCGCCGGCGUGGUCUUCUUCUUCGUCCUGGCCAACUUCACCAUGGCCACCUUCAUGGACCCCGGGGUGCUGCCCAGAGCCAAUGAGGAUGAAGACAAGGACGACGACUUCCGGGCGCCGCUGUACAAGACGGUGGAGGUGAGGGGCAUCCAGGUGCGCAUGAAGUGGUGCACGUCCUGCCACUUCUACCGCCCGCCCAGAUGCUCGCACUGCAGCGUCUGUGACCACUGUGUAGAGGAUUUUGACCACCACUGCCCGUGGGUCAACAACUGCAUCGGGAAGAGGAACUACCGCUACUUCUUCCUGUUCCUGCUGACCCUGAGUCUGCACAUGUUGGCCGUGUUCAGCGGAGGCCUCCUCUACGUCAUGGAACACCUGGAGGACCUGUGGGCUCUGGAAGCCUCCGUCAUUGUGGUUGUCAUGAGCAUCUCUGGCCUGUUCUUCCUGCCUGUGUUGGGACUGGCCUGCUUCCACUUGGUGCUGGUGGCUCGGGGGCGCACUACAAAUGAACAGGUCACCGGCAAGUUCCAGGAAGGAGUGAAUCCUUUCACAAGAGGCUGCUGUGGCAAUGUGCAGUCUGUUCUCUGCAGUCCCCUGAGCCCAAGGUAUGUAGUGGGGAGGAGGAACAAUGUGCCCAUCAAACUCCAACCUCCUUUCAAGAGGCCAGAAAGUGAGCGGGAAACACCUGUUAAAAUACGGGAUAAUGGAAUUCAAGCCACCACCACUCCAACUAAGGCUCCGGAGGAAGUGGAUGCCCCAGACAGCAAGAGCGCGAGCACCCCACCUCCCCUGCCACCUAAACCCGACCCCGUCCUCCUGAGGAAUCACUUGGCUGCCUUAGAAGAGAGUCUAUUGCAUGCCAGGUCCUCCUUCCCCACGGCACAGCCCACAGGGACCCUACGGCCCUCCCUCAACCCCCUCUCCAAGCUGGGCCCUCUCUCCUCCAGGGAGGAGGUCCGUCAGACUAUGGAGUCCAUGACCCAGACUGCUGCAGGCCGCGCUCAGGACUUCUCCUCCGACCCCAACCUGGGCUUCCCCUCCAGCGCGCUCCCCUUGAACUCCCUCACCCUCAACUCUCGCUCGCUCAGCCUGAAGCACGCGCACCGCUACCGGGACCGGCUUCCGCCUCACCACCCCUCCUCCUCCUCCGGGACCUCCACCGAUGGCCUGACCAACUCCGGAGUAGUAGGAGGAGGAGGAGGGGGCACCACCCUGGCCUCCCAGUCCCUGCGCCUCUCCCCCAGCGCCUUUACCAACCGGGGCAGCAGCCUCUCCUACGACAGCCUCCUCGGGCCCGGUGGUGGUGGCGGCGGUGGAGGGGAGAACGGGGAGACCCAGACCCAGAGAGGGCUGCCUCUGCUGGGAUACCAGGUGCCCUACCUCCCCCUGGACCCCUCUGGAGGUCUGGGCGCGGGCGUCGUCGGCAUGGGUCUCGGCGGCUUGUCCCGGGGGCCCGAUGGCUCUCUGCAGCGCCACUCGCCGCAUGGCCACAGCCCCGUCUUCAUGAGCAUGAGCCGGCUCUCGCCGCAGCCGCGCGACGGCGGCUCGCCCACGCUCCGCUACGACAGCCUCUCCAAGGCCGUCAUGGCCUCCAUCCAGGAGCGCCGCGAGCUGGAGGACGGGUACACAUCGUCGGCCGUCGACACGGGGGUGUAUGACACCCCGAGCCGGCGCAGCAUGCCCCCUGAGGGGCUGCGAGGGGCUCCGUCGCGAGGCCCGACCCCGCCGGCGUACGGAUCGCGGGAGUUCCUGAUGAGCAGCGCGGCGUACGGCUACGGCAGCCGCGUGGGGCUGUCCUGCUCCUCCACGUCCUCCCUCUCGCGCGCUCCUCGCAUCUCCUGCUCCUCCUCCUCUUCGCUCUCCCGGACGCCUCGCAAUUCCUGCUCCUCCACCUCGUCUCUGUCGCGGGUGCCCGCCGGUACCGGUGGCAGUCGCACCUCCGGGUCUCCGCUGCAGUCUCACCCGCCGUCCCUGGGACCGCCAGCAGGGGGCGGGGUGAUGACGACGCCGGAGAGCUCCAUGGGUCCGUCGGCGUACCAUUCUCUGGAGAGGCAGCUCCAGCAGCAUUCCCCAUCCAGGAGCUCCACCCUGCCCUGCUCCCCGACCUCCUACGCCCCCUCCUCCACCUCCUACGAAAAUAAGUAUGUUUGGCACCCCCUGCAGCUCCUGGCCCACCAAUCACCAAUCAGCAAAUGA
Messenger RNA from Engraulis encrasicolus (European anchovy), 2343 nucleotides. It is a transcript of the gene zdhhc8a, whose product is annotated as zinc finger DHHC-type palmitoyltransferase 8a. The transcript has 12 exons. Lineage: Eukaryota; Metazoa; Chordata; Actinopteri; Clupeiformes; Engraulidae. Gene Ontology annotation, biological process: protein palmitoylation. The coding region runs from base 1 to 2343 and encodes 780 amino acids. The record is from RefSeq and is a predicted model, not a curated record. Gene Ontology annotation, molecular function: palmitoyltransferase activity.